Chaetomium strumarium is the source of this 759-nucleotide messenger RNA. RefSeq lists its product as uncharacterized. The coding region runs from base 1 to 759 and encodes 252 amino acids. Lineage: Eukaryota; Fungi; Ascomycota; Sordariomycetes; Sordariales; Chaetomiaceae. The record is from RefSeq and is a predicted model, not a curated record. The transcript has a single exon.
AUGCGCUUCCACAUCUGUCUUGGGGGACUGGCUGCCCUCGUCGCGGCAGCAGGCAUAUCUGCGAGGUUCCUGGCCGACUCGCCGCCUGCGACCACGCUGAACCCGCUGCUCGCGGCAAGACAGGCGACUCCGACCACGACGGUGUCCCUGCCGCGCAGAACGCUCACGCCAGACCCUUGGCAGUGCGUCACCGAGAACAUCACGCAGUAUUUCGACGUCCCGAAGCCGACGGGCAACGUCCUCGACGCCAUCAACUCGUACGCUGCCGAGGUGAACAAGGCGUGUCUAGUCACGGCGGUCGGCUACCAGCAGCGGUCCUGCACUAUGUCGGACAUAAAGCUUUGGUGCGGAUUCACCACUGCCGCGCCUGCGGACGUUCUCUCAAGCUACUCGUCCUAUGCUUCCGAAGUCGUGUCAUUCUGGACGGCCAAGAGCUCCAUGAUCUCCAUUCUCUCUACCAGCUGUCCCGUUGCCUGGGGGAGGCACCACAUGGCCGACCACGAGUGGCAGAGGAUCGCCGGAGCCCAUGCCAACUGCUACCUUGCGGCACAUUCCCAGACGCAGAGCCAGUCUCAGACCCAGACUCAGAGUCAGACCCAUACUGGUACCGAGACAACCGCACCGACGGGGACGGUAGCCGGUGCGACCACCUCGACAACGCCCGGAACGAGCAAGGCUAAUCUUCUGGGCCGUGCCCAAACCGUGGAGGCCAUGGCCUUGGUGAGCGCUGGACUGGCUGUUCUCGCCAACGCGGCAUGA